AUGACUCAAAUAAUUUUUAAUGAUUGGUUGAUAGAUUUUAAUACAGAAAUGAAAAAGAAGAAGAGGAAAAUUCUUCUUCUUAUCGACAACUGUACUCCACAUAAUGAACCACCAAAAUUGGAUAACAUUCGUGUGGAAUAUUUCCCACCUAACUGCACAGCUGUAUUUCAACCUCUUGACCAAGGUAUCAUCAGAACUGUAAAAUCACGCUAUAGAACUUUUUUGUUACGUCAAAUUUUAUGCGAUUUGGAGAAAAAUAUCCAAAGAAAAUGCAAUGUGAAGGAAGCUAUCGAAUGGAUAUGCGGAGUUUGGGAUGAUAUCAGUCAAUCAAUAAUAACUAACUGUUGGAAACAUACAACCACAGACACUAAUUCUGUUUCAGAAAAAACGUCGCUUCCUGACGACGUGAAUUUAGAAGAUUAUUUCGGUGCAGAUGACAACGUUUCAACAUGUUAUGAACUAACCGAAGUAGACAUCAUUCAAUCCAUUAAAGACAGCAAAGAUGAGGUCACCGAUGAAAGUAGUGAAGAUGAAGACGAAGAAGCUGUGUUGGGAAAUGAUGUGCGCAAUGUCACUUCAUCAUAA
Messenger RNA from Sipha flava (yellow sugarcane aphid), 585 nucleotides. RefSeq names its product tigger transposable element-derived protein 6-like. Gene Ontology annotation, molecular function: DNA binding. The transcript has 2 exons. Gene Ontology annotation, cellular component: nucleus. Lineage: Eukaryota; Metazoa; Arthropoda; Insecta; Hemiptera; Aphididae. The record is from RefSeq and is a predicted model, not a curated record. The coding region runs from base 1 to 585 and encodes 194 amino acids.